UUGCCCCUUUAUGUUUACGCAAUGGCUAGACUCUGAUUUGAUGCUUUGUAGCGGUUCAGACACCUCUCACAUAAUCAAAACAACGUUACGAAGCGUCUACGAUAAAGGAAAGAUUUCAAACAUCAUGCCUGUGGCAGCCACCGGCACAGAGCAUGCAGUGCCGCAGGUGCUGGACAUACUGAGUGACAGCACCAGCUCCGCCACCGCCAAUGACCUGGAUCUUAUCUUCCUCAAGGGCAUCAUGGAGAGCCCAGUGAGUGCAGAGAGUCUGGAGGAGACACGACUGGAGGCUGUGAGGGAUAAUAAUGUGGAGCUGGUGCAGGACAUCCUGAGAGAGCUGAGCCCCUUUACACACCGCAGCAACACCGCCGCAGAGCUGUCACGCAUACUCAACCAGCCACACUUCCAGUCUCUGUUGGAGACACAUGACUCUGUGGCCACUCAGACGUGUGAGACUCCGCCCUCGAGCCCCUGUGCUUUCAUGGAGCCGCCCGUCAACAGUGUACCGGUGCCAGCUGAUGCCAUCCGCAUGGUGGGCAUCCGCAAAGUGGCUGGAGAGCAUUUGGGUGUGACGUUCCGUAUAGAGAACGGAGAGCUGGUGAUCGCCCGCAUUCUCCACGGGGGGAUGAUCGACCAGCAGGGUCUGCUCCACGUGGGUGACAUCAUCAAAGAGGUGAACGGGCGAGAGGUGGGUGACGACCCUCGUGUGCUGCAGGAGAUGCUGCAGGAGACCAGUGGCAGUGUGGUGCUCAAAAUCCUUCCCAGCUACCAGGAGCCAUAUCCCCCGAGACAGGUUUUUGUGAAGUGCCAUUUUGAUUAUGACCCUGCCGAUGACAACCUCAUCCCUUGCAAGGAGGCGGGACUAAAGGUCUCAUGUGGAGACAUUCUGCAGAUUGUUAACCAGGAAGAUGUGAACUGGUGGCAGGCACGUCGUGUAGAGGGAGGCAGUGCUGGCCUGAUUCCCAGUCAACUUCUGGAGGAGAAGAGGAAAGCUUUUGUGAAGAAAGAAGUUGACCUUUCACCAGCAGCCAAUCUCUGCACUGGAAUGGUUGGCAAGAAGAAGAAGAAAAUGAUGUAUUUAACUACAAAAAAUCUGUCCAAAGACACCUCUAGGAAGCCCAAAUCAGCAGAUAGAGAGAAUAUGAUGUAUGCCUUCACAUCCCGGAGUAAGAUGGAGGCUGAUAUUAAAGCUGGCCGCUAUCUUGAACAUGGUGAAUAUGAUGGUAACCUCUAUGGCACCAAGACUGACUCCAUCCAUGAAGUAGUGGAAGCUGGACGCAUCUGUAUCCUGGACGUCAACCCACAGGCCCUAAAAGUCCUCAGGACAUCAGAGUUUUUGCCGUAUGUGGUGUUCAUCAAAGCCCCUGAGUUUGAGGUGCUGAAGGCCAUGAACAGAUCUGGACUGGAGGCAGGAGUGACCAAACAGAAAACAGACACAGAGCUGAAGAGGUCAGUGGAUGAGUGUGCCAAGAUUCAGAGAGUGUACGGACACUACUUCGACCUCACCAUAGUAAACGACGAUUUGGAACAGGCGUACAGCAACCUCAAAUCCUCCUUAGAGACGUUAAAGGGAGCUCAGCAGUGGGUUCCGGUUGGGUGGGUCUUUUAGAGCUCAGUGUGGCAACUAGUGGAUGUUUCAUGCGACACUUUAUACCAGUGUUAACUGGUUUAUAUCAUCAACCUCGUGCCAAGGGUGUACGCUGAUCAGAGAGCUUAUAUGAGUGCAUGUGUGAGUGUGUGAAAUCCUCGUCUAUUAUCCUUUACAAACACGGCUACACCCUCAGAACCAAGCUUAUAGCUGACUCUUGUGUCAGAGUUUAGCUACAGUCUCAUCUUUUUGUUUACAGUAAGCAUUCAAGUUUCAGUUUAGAUGCAUUUUUGAAAUUUGAGAUUAUUUUUUGAAUCGUUUAAGCAAAAUAUCGGAACAUCCUUAAGUUAAAAAGAAUAAUCUAUUAAGGAAAAAGAUCCAUUUAUUUCAGUAACUAAACUGUGUAAGACAAGACUAUAUUUUGUAGAAUAUAUCUUGAAUUAAAAAUUACUAUUGGUAAAUAGUUUUUUGUAGUUGUUAAUUUAAAUGUAAGCUUUUCAAACUGUUGUUAGAUUUAGGGUAAAAAAACAAACAAAAAACUAUUUAACAAAGUUAAAGUCAAUAUAUACUUAACUGUUCAAAA
Molecule: messenger RNA, 2171 nt
Organism: Sinocyclocheilus grahami
Lineage: Eukaryota; Metazoa; Chordata; Actinopteri; Cypriniformes; Cyprinidae
Product: MAGUK p55 subfamily member 2-like
Exons: 12
Coding region: 11-1609 (532 amino acids)
Molecular function (GO): protein binding
Source: RefSeq, a predicted model, not a curated record